GUGUUUUGGUUACAUCGCUAGUGUUUCAGCAUCAGUAAUUGAGGCAAGACGUGCUUUUCCGCAGAGCAAAACUGUAUAACGGAAGUCAAAAACAGUUUAAAAGAUGGAUUCCUACAUGCCUAAAAGGAACAGACUGGAAGAGUCCGAUUUUUACCAGGCCCAAGAAUCGUCUCCACGUUCUCACGAGAGAAUGAAUAUGGAUUUACCUACCACGUCCAAUAUAUCCGGGACACAUAUGACUAAUAUGAAUGAUAUGGAGGUCGAGCCCCCAAGUAAUCGAUCUCAGCCGAUUGGUCAUGGGGUGUCACGGUUCACCGGGUCCACUCGCACAGUGGGCAGAGCGGCGCUGGGCGGAGCAAAUCGUGUGCUGAGUAAAGAACAAAUCCGUCACUUUAUAACCUCUACAGUGAUCCCCCACCAUCGUUCGCUGACCAGGGCUGAGUCGCGAGUAAAUGAACCGUAUUCAAGACCUGAAGACACCAACAGUGCUCACAAGAGACCGGAAAUGAUCAACCAUUCGUCAUCUGCCAUGUCGAGAACAAACAUGGAGGAAUUCUCGACAAAUAAUGAGACAUGGCUCAGAAAUCCUGGGAAUUUUGAGGAGGAGGAGGAGUUAAGCAGACAGCGACCAGUAGCAAUAGUCUCUCCACAGACCCACCAUAAUCCCCAUAAUACCCAAAGAGAAACCACGGCGGUCCCACAGGCAAUACCUGUCCCCCAGAGGGUACUAGAUUUCACAAAUGCCUCACAGGAAACUCGAAGGGAGGCAAGGACGGUCCCACAGGAAAUACCUGAGACAAGCAGUGCUGUACAGGUUAUGCCGGGUCAGACCAUCGGGGCCUCUCGGGAAGGAUCCGUGAUAACGGGUCUCCCACAGGGAACCCAAGAGAAGACAUGUGUUCCAGAGAUAACAAGAGUUCUGAAUGAAAACAAAAGAGAGGUUGUUAUUGGUUCAAGGGGAAUUCGAUGCAGUAUCAGUUUACCUCAGAGAACAAAGUUGUCGGUGUCCGUAAAUUGUCAACAUAACGUCUUAUCAAAGAAUAUUGAAGAAAACGAUGAAAUUGUGGACGACGAUGUCAACGAAUUUCUCCAACAGUUUUCUCUUGACAAAUUAAACAUCUCUCCACAGGAGCCGGCAAACACCCGUAGGGCUGUAGACGUGUCCCCGUGGGACCCCGAGUAUACCCUCAUUCCUGUGGAUCGCUACUCCUGUCAGGAACUUCGUGGUUCCGAGCGUUUCGUCCCCUGCCAGGAUUGCUUCAUUGACCUUAACCUUUUUCUGUAACCAGGGUCAGAAAUAAAGCAGCGACCGUCGUUUUGGAUGAAUUUGAAUUCAGUCUUUCAGAUUUUUUUAUACAAUUCUUUUUAAUCAGAAAUAGAACUGGCUUGUGACUUUCCACUGUAUUUUUUAACGUUGUAUUUUUGGAUUAUCCUUAUUAUUUUGUUCUUUUUAUUAAACAUCUGUUUUCAGUUCAUGCAUGAAAUCGCUUUUGUUUUUAUUUGUACCAUACAGCAGCGUUGCUAUGAAAACUGUAUAAACUGAGUUAUCACAUACAAUAAACUUUAAUA
Messenger RNA from Magallana angulata, 1569 nucleotides. RefSeq lists its product as uncharacterized. The transcript is spliced from 7 exons. The record is from RefSeq and is a predicted model, not a curated record. Lineage: Eukaryota; Metazoa; Mollusca; Bivalvia; Ostreida; Ostreidae. Bases 104 to 1285 code for a protein of 393 amino acids.